This is a messenger RNA of Carassius auratus (goldfish), 1510 nucleotides long. RefSeq names its product CKLF-like MARVEL transmembrane domain-containing protein 3. Bases 299 to 817 code for a protein of 172 amino acids. Gene Ontology annotation, cellular component: membrane. The transcript is spliced from 5 exons. Lineage: Eukaryota; Metazoa; Chordata; Actinopteri; Cypriniformes; Cyprinidae. The record is from RefSeq and is a predicted model, not a curated record.
GGGUGAACUGAAAUCUGUCGAGUCGUGCAGAUGGAAGUUAUGUGCACGGGUAUAUUUGCUGUCACUGUGUCCCGUGAGAGAUGUAUCGCCAACAUUCUCUGUUCACUUAUUAACGGUCUCCAGAUUUCGGGAAUGCAGAUGUUGCUCUUUUGUGUGCUUCGUUUCCGCACUGUCAUUAUUUCCGUUUCCACUCCGUGGAAAGUUAUGCCGAUUUGCGAAUAGUAGCUGUUUCACAGCGGAGAGUAGGAGCAUCGCAGUGAACUUCAUUCGGGAACGGAAGAGUUUCUUCGGCGGGAUCAUGGGGGACAUCGAGGCUCCGGAGAAUAACCAAUCACGACAGACCAUAAUCCAUUCUCUUCUCCCGAGUAAAGAAUUCAUCACCUCCCGAAAAGGACUGCUGCUGCUCGGUGAAGUGGUGAUGUCGUUUAUCAGUUUUGUGUGCUUUGCUGCUUCGACAGCAGCUGCCUUCGUCACAGCUCCCCUGAUAGAGUGCUUGGCCGCCCUCUUCUUGCUGUUUGCUUAUUCUAAAAAGUUCAAUGAGAGAUUUAAGGGCUUUCACUGGCCCCUCAUGGACUUCCUGCGCUGUGUCAGUGCUUCCAUCAUCUUUUUCAUCAUCUCUAUAAUAUCUGUGUCAAAAUAUGUGGAUGGAGCCUCAAAGGCCGCUGGGGUCUUUGGCUUCAUUACUACAGUAUUCUUUGCCCUGGACUUUUAUUUCAUUUUUAAUGAACUGGCCAACUUCCUCAAGGGAGGUGAUUCCAGUGAAGAGCCACCAAACACACAAGAUGAUGACUAUGACUCUGACUUUGACUCUGACUAAAGCUGUGAUGUGUGACCACUACAGUGCCUGAUGGCCAAAACAGACUUUGGUAUAACCUUAUAUUGUUUGUUUGAAAUUUUGGGUAUGCUUUUUGUCAGUGGAAUUAAGCAGUCUAUUUCAAAUGUAACAUCACAGAAUAGAAGCUAUAGAGUUUUCAAUAAUCUUUGUAUUUACACGCGUCCAUGCAAUCUCCAAAAUUUCCCCUAAGCUGUGAAUUAUUCCAGUGACAGCCUCACAUCAGUCAAGCUUCAUGUUUAUACUGCUUCUUUCAGCUUAGGUCUACUUUUAAUAUGAUUGUGUGUGUGGUCACUUUCAGGUCAGAUUCUACAGUAUGUACGAGUUUUUUAUUUAUUUAUGUUUCUGUACUUUGGGACCUGUGUGUGUAUGUUUACUAAUUAGAACUAUUCUGAGAUAAUAUUUCCUGAUAAUUAGUUAUUUUAAAUUCUCCUUUAAAAAUGAUGCAUUAUUGGUGAUGAAGCCCUGUAUUGGGAAUAAUAAUAUGUCUUAAUGUUUAAUGUUUUGUAGCAAUAAAAUAAGUUUACAUCAUGUAUGAAAUUAGCAGGUGGUUGGCUGGCCACAGUCACCUGUCUUAUUUCCACAGGUCUACACAUUGGUCCAAGUCUUUUAAUGCUGAAGUAAAACCAAUGUCUUGCCAAAGUACUGCAAAAAAAAAAAAAAAAAAAAAAAAAAAAA